CUUCUUCCUCUUCUUUUUUAUCAUGUUUAAGCCUUCCUACUACGAAUAUAUUACAGAAAAACGGCUAGAGAAUUUACGUUUUUACAAAUAUGCUUCAAUAGAUAAAUCUUAUCUUUCAAAAUAUGUAUUAAGGCAUUAUUGGGAUUUUGCUAUCACCUUAUUUCCAAAAUGGAUAGCACCCAACUUGAUUACAUUGAUUGGUUUAUUGUUUAUGGUGAUAAAUGUGAUUAUCAUUUGCAUAUGGUCUCCACAUCUUUCUGAGGACGCACCCAACUGGAUCUGCUUUAGUUUUGCGAUAGGACUUUGGCUUUAUUCGACCUUUGAUAAUGUAGAUGGACGUCAAGCACGUCGUACUGGAUCAUCAUCGCCGCUAGGUGAAUUAUUUGAUCAUGGUUGUGAUGCCAUCAACUGUACCUUUGUUGCUCUCUUACAGACAGCCGCCUUCGGUUUAGGUCAUUCUUGGUUAGCGGUUAUUUUAUUGUUUGUCACAAUUGCUGGGUUUUAUUUAUCAACGGCAGAAGAGUAUUACACAGGUGUAUUGUACUUGGGUUAUCUAAAUGGUCCCACAGAGGGUAUCUUGGUGACUUGUUUAGCUUUCAUUUGGUCAGGAAUUUAUGGUGUUUCUUCUUGGCAUGUGGCCAUUAAAGAUAUUCCAUGGCUUCAUUGGACUCAUUUUCCUGAACAUAUAACAUGUGCCGAAUUAUUUAUAUGGGCUAUGACAUUUUUCUUUCUCAUUACUCAUCUUCCUGUCUGUGUUUAUUCUAUUGCUCAAGCAUGCAAUGAAAAAGGAUUGAAAAAAAGAAAUGUAUUCUUUAACCUCUUUUUCCCUUUGUUUGCUCUGACGUUUAUUAUUUGGAGUUGGUUAUGCAACUUGAUUAUUUUUAAGGAGCAGCUUUUUAUUGUAUUUGCCAUCUAUAUUGGAGUAUUAUUUGGUGAAAUGGCCUCUGAUAUCAUUUUGGCACAUCUUACGAAAUCUGCUUUUCCUAGCUUUGGAGGGGUUUAUACAUCUUUAUUUUUAUUCUAUUUGACAUUGGCUUUAGUAACUCCUCUUCAACGUAUUCUUCAUAUAUAUAUGAUAAGAGCCGUAAAAAUCAUUCAAGCAUUCUGUGAUUUUUUGAAUAUUCGAUGUUUUAUUAUAUCGAAACAAAUGGUUGUAUCCAACACAAGAGGUAAUAUGCGUUCAACAUUUUCUUUCUCUUUUUUUGUUUGUUUGUUUAACAUUGUUUUAUAUUUAGCUGAAGGAGAAACUGAAUCACUUUUAAUUACUCAAGAAGAAGGAACAAGUUAUAAUACAUUUCUUUAA
Cokeromyces recurvatus is the source of this 1303-nucleotide messenger RNA. Its product is annotated as CDP-alcohol phosphatidyltransferase-domain-containing protein. The record is from RefSeq and is a predicted model, not a curated record. Gene Ontology annotation, molecular function: phosphotransferase activity, for other substituted phosphate groups. Gene Ontology annotation, cellular component: membrane. The transcript is spliced from 5 exons. Gene Ontology annotation, biological process: phospholipid biosynthetic process. Lineage: Eukaryota; Fungi; Mucoromycota; Mucoromycetes; Mucorales; Mucoraceae. Bases 23 to 1303 code for a protein of 426 amino acids.